Molecule: messenger RNA, 1304 nt
Organism: Jaculus jaculus (lesser Egyptian jerboa)
Lineage: Eukaryota; Metazoa; Chordata; Mammalia; Rodentia; Dipodidae
Gene: Ptgdr2
Product: prostaglandin D2 receptor 2
Exons: 2
Coding region: 108-1304 (398 amino acids)
Biological process (GO): inflammatory response; positive regulation of cytosolic calcium ion concentration; complement receptor mediated signaling pathway
Cellular component (GO): plasma membrane
Molecular function (GO): G protein-coupled receptor activity; complement receptor activity
Source: RefSeq, a predicted model, not a curated record
CUCCCCUCCCACUGCCUGCUUAGUGCCUCCUGUCCCACUGCUUCUGUCCCCAGGAGCUGCUAGACUCUGGGCCCCUCCUGUGCUCCCUUUGUGUCCAGAAGCCAACCAUGGCCAACUCCACGCUGAUUCAGCCGCUCUGUCCCAUUUUGGAGGAGAUGAGCACCCUCGAAAGUCACCGCAAUUCCAGCAUUCGCUAUAUCGACCACGUGUCCGUGCUUUUGCACGGGCUGGCCGCCGUCCUGGGCUUGGUGGAGAACGGCCUCAUCCUGUUCGUGGUGGGCUGCUGCAUGCGCCAGACGGUGGUCACCACCUGGGUGCUGCACCUGGCGCUGUCCGACUUCCUGGCGGCUGCCUCCCUGCCCUUUUUCACGCACUUCCUGGCGGUAGGCCACUCGUGGGAGCUGGGCACCACGUUCUGCAAGCUGCACUCGUCGGUGUUCUUCCUCAACAUGUUCGCCAGCGGCUUCCUGCUCAGCGCCAUCAGCGUGGACCGCUGCGUGCAGGUGGUGCGGCCGGUGUGGGCGCAGAACCACCGCACGGUGGCGACGGCGCACGCGGUCUGCCUGGCGCUCUGGGGCCUGGCGGUGCUCAACACCGUGCCGUACUUCGUGUUCCGGGACACCAUCCCGCGGCGGGACGGCCGCGUCAUGUGCUACUACAACGUGCUGCUCCUGAGCCCGGGGCCGGACCGCAACGCCACGUGCGACUCGCGCCAGAAGGCCCUGGCGGUCAGCAAGUUCCUGCUGGCCUUCGCGGUGCCGCUGGCCACCAUCGCCUCGAGCCACGCGGCCGUGAGCGUGCGCCUGGGUCACCGCGGCCGCCCGAGGCCCGGCCGCUUCGUGCGCCUGGUGGCGGCCGUGGUGGCGGCCUUCGCGCUCUGCUGGGGGCCCUACCACGUCUUCAGCCUGCUGGAGGCGCGCUCGCACGCCGAGGCGGCGCUGAGGCCGCUGGUGUGGCGCGGGCUGCCCUUCGUCACCAGCCUGGCCUUCUUCAACAGCGUGCUCAACCCGCUGCUCUACGUGCUCACCUGCCCCGACGUGGGGCGCAGGCUGCGGCGCUCGCUGCGCGCGGUGCUCGAGGGCGUGCUCGUGGACGACGGCGAGCCCGGCGGCCGCCCGCGCCGCGCCUCCUCCACCACCACCUGGGCCUCCACCCUGUGGCUCAGCGGCCGCGCCCAGCCUCUGCGCCCCGCGCGGCUCCUCGGCUGGCUGCGGGGAGACUCGGCCGAGUCCCCGCAGGACGGGGCGCAGUUCCGGGGUGAGCGGGGACCCCUGAGCCGCGCGCUGAGCUCCACCUCGGAUUAG